Messenger RNA from Macrosteles quadrilineatus (aster leafhopper), 834 nucleotides. RefSeq names its product isoaspartyl peptidase/L-asparaginase-like. Gene Ontology annotation, molecular function: asparaginase activity. The record is from RefSeq and is a predicted model, not a curated record. Lineage: Eukaryota; Metazoa; Arthropoda; Insecta; Hemiptera; Cicadellidae. Bases 67 to 834 code for a protein of 255 amino acids. The transcript is spliced from 5 exons.
ACUGACCCCACAAGGACAAAUCCAUCCUGCAAUGACAAUAGGAAUUUUCUAAUCUUAACUGCAGCAAUGGCUCACAAAAGCUUUCAACCCAUAGUGCUAGUUCAUGGAGGUGCAGGGGACAUUCCAGACUCCCGGGUGUCAGCUAAGCUAGAUGGGGUGUGCAGAGCAGCCCGCAAGGGCUAUGAAAUUUUACAGAAAACUGGCUCUGUCUUGGAUGGUAUUGUUGCUGCUGUUGAACUGAUGGAAGACGAGCCUGCGUUCAAUGCAGGUAAAGGUUCCGUUUUGACAUUGGAGGGUAACAUAGAAAUGGAAGCCUUAAUAUGUGAAGGGAAAAAUUUAAAAUCAGGAGCUGUUACUCUGGUGAAGAAUAUCGCCCAUCCCAUAUCUUUAGCUCGUCGAGUAAUGGUGGAAACCCCACAUGCCUUCCUGGGGGGUGAAGCAGUCAAUGAGUUUGCUGCUAGGAUGGGUGUGCCGACCGUACCUGAUGACUAUCUGUUCACCUCUGCAGCCCAGGCCGCUCUGGAUCACUUCAAGCAGGCUAAGUCUAUUCCAUCUAAAAUGGAAAUUGGAGAGAUAGGGGUGGGCACAGUGGGCAGUGUUGCCAUAGAUGCAGCCGGACACAUGGCCUCAGCCACUUCUACUGGAGGUAUCACAGGCAAGUACAACGGUCGCAUUGGUGACACGCCAUUGCUGGGGUGUGGAGGGUAUGCAGACGAUGAGCGAGGGACAGUGUCCACCACUGGCCAUGGGGAGACUAUCAUGAGGUACAACCUAGCGCAGCGCAUACUGGCUGAUAUCGCUUCUGGUGAGUCAGCUAAAGAAUUCGUAAAUUAG